This is a messenger RNA of Meleagris gallopavo (turkey), 8393 nucleotides long. The record is from RefSeq and is a predicted model, not a curated record. NCBI's taxonomy places the organism in Eukaryota, Metazoa, Chordata, Aves, Galliformes, Phasianidae.
AUGCUUGGAGGUCUGAUGAAGAACUGCUUCAGUUAUAGCAAUUUGCAGAAAGAGGAGUCCAGCUCAGGCAUUUCAGGGGUGUGCUACAUGCUACCAAAUCCAACCAGGCCUUCUGCACAGCGGGCUUUGCCUGGCUGUCUGUUACUGACAACAGACCAGUGCCGGUAUAACCCUGCUGUAGGUUACACUCUGAAGCAUGGGAAGUACAGAAAGUUCUACGGAACCUUGUUUUCACAAAUCCUGGUGGAUCUCUACAACUUGCAGGCAAUAAUUAAAGGUGUGCACAUGAAGUACUGCAAGCAUCAUCUGAAGCACUACAUUGGAGAUGAGAUAGAGUGGUCAGGCACUAGAGUGACCUGCCCAGAAGAGGUGGUAGAGUCGCCGUUCCUGGCAGUGUUCAAGAGGCGUCUGGACAAAGAGAACACAACUAAUGCAGCCAAGGAGUUUUCAGAAGACAGCAGCUUUUUGCCAAAGGCUAGCAACAAGGUGCACCAGACCAUGCCAACAGAUGCCUCUCCUGACUCUAAGUGCCCCAUUUGCUUGGACAGAUUUGACAACGUUGCCUAUCUAGAUCGUUGCUUGCACAGAUUCUGUUUCCGUUGUGUCCAGGAAUGGUCAAAAAACAAAGCAGAAUGCCCACUCUGCAAACAGCCUUUCUUUUCUAUUUUUCAUACAGUUCGUGCUGAAGAUGAUUUUAAGGAAUACAUACUCAGACCUUCAGAAAAUGGUUCUUUUGCCAGCCCUGAUGGCCGGAGAUUUCGUUACCGUACCACCUUAACGAGGGAACGCCGCACUUCCUCUUACCAUCGAGGCAGUUCCUCUUCUCGAAGGACACUGUCCCCUCCAGAUAACGGGAUUUUGUUUGAAGGGUUGUCAAGCCAACCUGUGCAGCAGAGAGAUGGAGAGAUUCAGCAGAUGAUAAGAAGGCUAGCCUCACGUAGGCAGGCUAGUGCAGAGGGCAGAUCUCUGCGGCAGAUCCAGGAGGAGGACAUGAUAAACUUCCGCAGAGCCCUGUACCGCACUGGCGUGCGUGUUCGUAGCAUUCAGGACGGUGGCCGCUAUCGAGACAUUUCCGCAGUUUUCCGCCACAACCCUGCCUGCCUACACAGGUUGGUUCCCUGGCUGAAGCGAGAGCUUACAGUCCUGUUUGGUGCCCAUGGUUCUUUAGUUAAUAUUGUGCAACAUAUCAUCAUGAGUAAUGUGACCAGGUAUGAUCUGGAAAGCCAGGCUUUUGCUGAUGAUUUAAAGCCAUUCUUAUUGAAUCGGACUGAACACUUCCUACAUGAAUUCAUCAGUUUUGCCCGAUGUCCUUUUAACCUAGAGGCAUAUGAUCAGCAUGCCAAUUAUGACUGUCCCGCGCCAUCGUAUGAUGAAGGAAGCCGCUCAGACUCAUCAAUUAUUACAAUCUCUCCAGAUGAGGCAGAUCCUCAAGGGCCAGAACACAGUUCAUCCAUGUCUGGGGUUGGUCAGGCUCCCUGGGAUGAUGAAACUCCAGGGCCUUCGUAUUCUAUUUCAGAAGAGGUUCGUGCCACUGUAGCGUCUCCUCUAGAGAUGUCAGAAAGUUCUGAUGAGGAUUCUGCUAGGAAAGGAACCGCACUGCAUCCUCAGUUACAGGCUGGUAUUGACUCCAGUGAGAGUGACUCUUCAUCAGACAAUUGUGUUAUUGUUGGGUAUGUUAAACCAUUAGCUGAGAGGACACCAGAACUGGUUGAGCUGUCCUCAGACUCUGAGGAGUCUAUCAGGGAGGAGAAGAGGGAAGAUGUGAAGAAAGAGCAGUCAAUCCAGGGUCGCAGCUGGAGUGACAGUGAACCAAGCAGGGCUUCAUCACCUUGCUCCCCCCUGUGCAAGGAGAAUGCAAGUAGUUGUAGGAGCUCCUUGUCCUCUGCAGCUGAGAAGACAGAGUCAAAGGCUGAUGAGAAGAACAAAGAUAAAGAUCUUUCUCCACACCACUCAGUCUGGAGUCCAUUUCCAGAGGCAGACAGCAUUUCUUCUCACUAUAGAAAAAAUAAAAGUAAAGUAAAAAAUUUAUCUCCGCUGGAUUCAAUCAGGAGCCUGUCUCCAGAGACAGACACCAUUUGCUCUCCUUAUAGUAAGAACAAAGGUAAAGUAAAAGAUCUGUCUCCACUGGACUCAGACAGGAGCCUGUCUCCAGAAACGGACACUGUUUGUUCUCCUUACAGUCACCAAUUGUCCAGAAAGAGAAACACCAGAAGUCCUCAGACUUAUUCACAGAACUGUCGUGACAGUCAUGGACAUCGGUCUAGGAGGGAUCAUCCUAGCAAAUGCCAGUCUAAAAAGAAACGAUCAAGAAGCAGAGAUGGUAGUGAACAUAGGAGCAAAAGAAGCAGGAGGAGAUCAAGAACUUGUGACACGAGCCUCUCCCUAAAAAGCCAGAGGGGCUCCCUUAGUCGUGAGAGCACUACAUCCAGAGAGGUAAGCAGAUCACGAUCACGUAGCAAAGGCCAUGGCAAAAGGAGGUCAAGGAGCAGAGACAGUGAUUAUUACUACAGAAGAGACAAUUACCAAAGUAGAUACCAGUGGGGUUAUGCCUUUUAUAGUCGAAAGACAGUUGGAGAUGGCUCCUUCUGCAGGAGGAGGACUCAGUCUAAGGCUCACUAUUCAAGGCAAUCUGCUAGUCCAGAAUUCAGGAUACAAUCUUUUACUGAAAGAACAGACCCACAUAGCCAGAGGGGAUUACAUGAGAGACAUUACUACUAUUAUGAACGAUGCAGAUCAAGGAGUCGAUCAAGCACCAGGUCAAGGACCCCUUCUGGAGGGACAGACAGAUUGAAAAGUGAAAAGCCUGGUGGAAAGAGGAAGUACAAAACUCGACACUUGGAGAAUGCAGUGAAGGAGAGCACUAGUCUGGAGAGAGAAAAGGACCCCAAGAAAACUUUCUCAAAGUUUCAUGACUGCUGCAAAAAUGAAGACAGCCUUUCAGACAAUCGAGCAAGUAACGAGACAAAGCAUAAGAAAAAGAAGAAAAAGAUGAGAAGUCCAAGUGUGGAAAUAGUCUACGAAGGCAAAGUGACAGACACAAUGAAGCAUGCUAAGAAGAAAAAGAAGAAGCAUAAGAGGAAACAUCGAAAACAUCACAUGAGUAACUCAACACAUUCUUCUCCAGUGGUUAUUACAAUUGAUAGUGAUAGUAGCAAGGAGCCAGAAAGUACUGAAUGUGAUAGCAGUGUUACUUGGACUGGCACAACUCACUUGAAUGAGAGGGAAUGUGAGUCUCCAUCUUCUUUUCUGGGGAUUACAGGAUGUGAAGAUGUUUACAGAGUAAGUAAGGAAACUAGUGGAGAAGUGAAAAAAUACAGUAUUCCUACCAGAGGAAGGGACUUAGAUGGUGAUGUUAGAAAUGCUGGAGGUGAGCUUGUGGAAGAAACAGAAAAAGCUGAUCAAAGUCUUGACCUAGCUGAUACAGCAAGUGGUAACACGGAAACUGUAGUUAGUCACAGUCAGGAAGCACAAGCAGCACCUUCUGGUCAACUGUCGUCCCCUAGGACUUCCUUACUAGGACAUCCAGAGAGACCACCACUGAUACUAAGACUGCCAAAGAGACUUGUCAACAGAUCUUGUUGGUUUGAGUCCCUUGAAAAAAACAUGUAGCAUAUUUUAUGCUGAACAAUCCUUAAAAUUGUGAAUUUGUUUCUAAUUAUGUUUUUCUCCUAUAAGAACAAAGCAUCAGGUGUUUUUCUGUGUGUGCGUGUUUAAAAGUGUCUGGGAAAUGUUUAAACCCAUUGAACGUUUAUGCACUUUUGUGUCAAGUAAGAAUAGGAAUAUAGGAGCUUGAUGAUCUUUUAAGGUCUCUUUGGAAGCUUGAAUUUUGUAAAGCCAUCCUAUAUAUAAUAUACAUCCACAGAAUACUUCAAAGCUGUGUUUAAAAAAAAAAUCAUAAACCAAAAGACAGUGAAUACACUUUAUGGGGAUUGCUCUUGUUACAGGGGAAGGUUGCUUAGUUCAUAAAAAAUGAAUCAGGCUAAAUUGUACUAUCAUUUUGAUCUGUGUGGUUUAAGUUGAUCUCUGUGGAAAAGCAGUAAGCUAUUUCCACUUACAUACUGAGCAGCACUUCCAGUAACAUGAGUUAUGUGAAUAUCUUAAUAAAGCAAUAAGAGAUUUUGUUUAAAAAAAAAAAAAGAAAUGUAAAUCCAUUUGUGCUGAGAUGGGUACUCCAGGCUGGAAGAUUAUCAGCUUCCAACUCUCACUGAAAGCAGGAACACUUUUGAUCACAUUCUUCAGGAUCUGUCUAGUUUUGAAUGUUCAACAGCUUCUCUGUGCUACCUCUUCUGAUGUCAGACUACUCCCAUGGGAUUUUUUUUUCUCCAUGUAUCCUUCUCAUGUUUCUAUGUCUGCCAACUCACAUCCUGUUAUUGUGCAACACUGGCAGUUUCUCCCAAGCUCACUGCUUUCAGCCUGUCCCCAGCUUGCCCUCCUGGUCGUUGUGCUGUCUGUGUAUAUAAGGCGUGGGGCUGGGCAGGGUCAGGGUCUCUGGGUCUGAGCACAGCACGAGUUCUCUGUGCCAAUCCCAGAAACUGCUUUCCUGGCUGGCCUCCAAAUGUCCAUACAGCCACUCUCACAUCCCACCCUUGCCAGGACAGGGAAAAAAUAGGAUAGAAAAUGGACACAAGGUAGAAAUGGACACAAGGAGAUCACUUGUGAUUACUGUCAAACGAUUAAUUUAAUUAAUUUAAUUUAAUUUACUUUCAGUUAAAAUUAGAGUAGGAUGGUGAGAAACAAAAACAUAUAUUCAUUUUCUCCCCCUAUUCUCCCUUCCUAGGUGCAACUUCAUUCUUGAUGCUUUUGCUUCUUCCUGAGCAGUGCAAGUGGUGGUGGAGGGUGGUUGCAGUCAGUCUGUAAUGAUUUUUUGUCUCUGUUGUUGCUUCUUCCUCACUCUGUUUCUCUUCUCCCACAUGGAUCUUUCCCACAAGGCACAGUGCUUCAGGAACAGUCACAGAAUCACAGAACUGUAGAAGCUAGAAGGGAUCUCUGGAGAUCUACUCCAACCCCCUGUUAAAGAAGGUUCCCUACAGUAGGCCCACAUCCAGGUGGGCUUUGAAUAUCUCAAGAGAAGGAGACUCCACAACUCCUCUGGGCAGCCAAUGUCCAGCGAUCUGGCAGUUCCAGUGCUCUGUUGCCUUCCACAUAAAUAAGGUUUUCCUCAUUUGAGAUGGAACUUAAAAUGUUCCAAUUUGCACCCACUGCCCUUUGUUCUGUCACUAAGCAUCACUGAGAAGAGGCCUGGCCCAUACUCUUGGCUCCCACCCAUCUGGUAUUUAUAAGCACUGGUAAGAUCUCCCCCUCAUUCUUCUCCAGGCUGAACAGUCCCUGGUCUCAGCCUUUCCUCAUAAGGGUGGUGCUGCAGGCCUCUAACCAUCUUUGUAACCUGCUGGACUCUAGAAGUUCCCUGUCUUGAACUGGGGAGACUAGAAUUGGGCAUGAUAGUCCAUGUACCAUGCCCCAGGGCAGAGUGAAUAGGGAGGAUCAUCUCCCUCACUUUGCUGGCCAUUCUCUUUUAAUGCAUCCCAGGACACCACUGGCUGACUUGGCUUUAAGGGCAUAUUGCUGACUCAUGGCCAUCCAUUAGGCCCCCUAAAUCCCUAGAGCACCCUUCCAGCAGUAUAUCCCCUAACUUGUAGUGAUGCAUGAUUAUUCCUCCCCGGGUGUAGCAAUCUACACUUGCCCUUAUUGAACCUCAUAAAUCUCCACUUGCUCCCAUUCUCCAGCCUGACCAGGACUUGCUGAAUGGCAGCACAGCCUUCCGGUGUGUCAGCUUCAUAUCAUUAGAAAACUUGCUGAAGGUGCAUUCUAUUCCUUCAUCCAGGUCAUUGAUGAAGACACUGAACAACGCUGACUCCUGGGGAACACUGCUAGAUACAGGCCUUCAGCUAGAUUCAGUGCUACUAAUCACAACACACCAAGUUCUGCCAAUUAGCUAGAUCUCAAUCCAUCUUCCUGUCUACUCCUCUCUCCAGUGCUUCCUCAGCUUACUUACAAGAAUGACAUGGGAGACAAUGUCAAAAGCCAUGCUGAAGUCUGACAUGGGGCAGAUCCUUCAGCCCCCACUACUACCAGCUCCUCACUCCCAUGCACUUUGGUUUGGCAGAUGUGAAUCCCCUAUGCCAGAUGCUAAUUGAUUGUGUGCAAACAUGGUGAGGAGGGCACUGGCAGCAUGGAGAAUUACAGCUUGGUAUCUAAAUCCUGAAGAGAGUCAUUUUAUUAUGCUACUCAAAAUGUGUUGCAGAUCUCCAAUAUCUGCAAAGCACAGAGAUUUUAUUACCCUUCUGGAUUAAUAAGGUGAUACCACACCUUGGACUACAAAAGCUCCCUAGGCAGCAAGGUCUGCUGUUAUGCAUUUCAGCAAGGAGAACAUUGCUUUGUUGCUUUCCUGGAGAGUAUCUACUCACAGUUGGCCAUAUACAACGUGAGACUGGAAGUAUCUGAUUUCAAGGAACAUCACUGCCUCAAGGUACGCUGCCAGUAUAUCCUAAGCUUUUUCUAUGAUUUUAUCCUUUUGGUACCUGAGCCUGUUGCAAAAAAGAAAAUAAUAAUAAGGGCUGGAGCAUCUUUCCUGCUGUUUUGGUUUAACCCAGCAGGCAGUUAAGCACCACACAGCUGUUAUCCCAGUGGGACAAGGAAGAGAAUUGAGGGGAAAAAACAAACAACAAAGUAGAACUCAUAGGUAUAAAUAAAAGUAUUUUUACCAAGACACGAAGGGAAAAAAAAAAGGGAAUGAUAGUUAUACAUCCUGAACAAGGACUGAGCAUCACUGACAGUAAAAUGAAAAUCUUGAGGAAUGUCUGUAUGUCAAACAGGCCUCUUUGCUAGGCUACUUACAGCUGCAGUACAUCUAUCAUCGUUUGCCAGGCUGAGGAUGGGUCCUAAAUGUUUCAGAUUCUUAAAAGAGAGCACUCUUAGAAGCUCUUUGGGUAGAUGUUUAAUGUCUUGAAAUAACAGAGAGGUAUUUUCUUGAUGAAUGAACAUCUCAGAGACAAGUUUGAAGCAAACAGUCCAAAAAAUAAUUGUGUAUGUGGAAGAGAUCAUUCAAAGUGAUGUAAAGUAACAGUAACAUUUUAAUUUUUUGCACUGUAAGUUAUGUCAUGUGAUUAGUUUAUGUUUAAUAAUUCAUAUUCUAAUUAGUUUAUCUGAUUAUUUCAGAAAAUCUUAGUGGCUUUUGCCCAGUGGAAAAACACUGAACAAAUAUCUAGUCAUUAUCAUUAGAAUUCCUUGUUAUAUAUGUGAUUGUUAAGUCUCGUCCCUUACUCUUUCCUUUUCCCUUCUCCUUCCUUUUCCUUUCCUCUUCUUCUCAUUCCCCUUCUCUUUCUCUUUCCCUUCUCCUUUCCACUUCCCUUUCCCUUCCCUUUUCCUUUCCACUUCCUUUUCCCUCUUCCAAUCUGUAACUACUACACACCUAGAAGUAAAAUGCAAGCCUUCCUGAAAAUGACAUUUGGCGAAACAAAAACCAACCAAGGAUCUGAAAUUAUAUUAAGAGGUAUCUUCUAUGAAAAUAGCAUGCAAACAUUAUUCCAGUUGAUAGAGCAGUGCCAUGUUAAAGUAGUUCCUCUUAAUAUGUCCGGUAGAAAUGUGCCAUCCAUGAUAAUCACAUUAAUAUUAUGGUGCUUUCUCUGAAUACUCUGUAAUUCUGUGCUUUCUUUGCUUCAGGAUGAGAAGGGUUAGAAGGAGCACUACUUACUUCUGUGCACCUGAGCUACAUUCUGCUCAGACACAACCUCCAAACGGCUAAGAAUUCUGGAGCAAAUUGACCCAAAAGAGGGCAUAAGGGGGUGAUAAGUAUUUUAAGUAUCUCAUCUGGAUGUCACAUCCAAUUGUGUCACUGGGGAUACUUCAGUUAGCCACAACCUCAAUGCAGAUGUGAGGUUUUUCUGCUUCACCACGUGCAGAAAAUUCCAGGAGAAACAAGCUUGUGUGCUGGCACACCACCAACAUGAAAUCUUCUGAUAAACCAGAAUCUUUCUUACAUAUAUGAACAUGUCGCAAUGAAUUCAGAGGAAUCUCAUGAGCAACUGGUGCUCUGAAAUCCACCAGUAAGCACAGUUUUGUGCUUCCUUAUGACUGCUGCUGAUUCAGUAGUAUCGGGCAAGUAGGUGCCACACAGAAUGAGUGGUAGGGAUGACAAAUAUUGAAGUGAUUUGUUCUGUGUGGACAGAUUUCUUUGAUGGUCUAUGAAGAUUCCAUGAGGUUGUAUCAAUUUGCAUUUCAUUCUGGAUUUACAUUACGCCUUGCCUGACACUACUGUUACUGUUUAACUGGACUGAUGCAAAACAAAUUUUCUGAGGGUACAAAUUUUAAGGGAAAUGCUCCAAAAUGUCUUUUACUGGAUUGUAAAUAAUUAUGUAAUUUUUAAGAUUAUAAUGAAGCUCUAAUUGGUUGCUGAA